Cavia porcellus (domestic guinea pig) is the source of this 4603-nucleotide messenger RNA. It is a transcript of the gene Arhgap11a, whose product is annotated as Rho GTPase activating protein 11A. Lineage: Eukaryota; Metazoa; Chordata; Mammalia; Rodentia; Caviidae. Bases 744 to 3740 code for a protein of 998 amino acids. The record is from RefSeq and is a predicted model, not a curated record. Gene Ontology annotation, biological process: signal transduction. The transcript is spliced from 12 exons.
UGGCGCUGCCAUUUGAUCCUGGGUUGGAACAGCUGUGGGACGACCGGUUGCGGUGUACUGGGCGUCUGCGGAGGAGGAGGGGGCUGGCUGAGGCAUGAGGAGAGUUGCCUGGCUUUAGUGGGAUGUGUAGGCGGUGUGCCGCCGGCAGGCCGAUGGGGGAGAGAAGAAGCACCCCGUAAAACGAGGUGACGACGGCGACCAGCCCGGGCGGGAACCGGGACUGGAAGAGCACCUGAGCAGCCGGCUGGUCCGGAGGCUGGGCGGGACCGAGAGGCUUAGGUCCAGCUGCUCCUGCCGAGGAUACAGAGACAAAACAGAAGUUGUCUUUACAUUUCAGAGAGCUGGAGCAGGCAAAGCGAAGUGUGAAGGGAAGGGGUCACUGGAAGUGGUCGGAAGUGGUGAAAGGCUGGCAGCAGGCGGUGGUGCAGGGUACCGAAUCAGAGUCAGAGGGAGGUGUGUGUAGGUAACUGAAGGGAUUAGAAGAGGAAAGAAGGUUAGUGUAAGUGCAAGAGUGAGGCGUGGCUGGAUUCCAGGGUCUAGAGAAGAGGGCGUGUGUAAGUGCAGAGAAGGUAGAGGUAAAUCCGUGGAAGUGGCUGGGGCCCGGAAUCCGAGAGGUGGCAGACCUGGCCGGAAGGCAGAGGAGCGGAGCUCUAAACUUGAGAGUGUUGGGGAAUUGGAAGACUUCGUGGCGAACAAGACUGCGGACUCAGAUCUUGCCCCGGAGAGGGGACGGCGCGUCUGGCAUGUGGGAUCAGAGGCUGGUUAGGUUGGCGUUGCUGCAGCACCUUCGGGCUGCUUAUGGUAUUAAGGUCAAGGGUGGCCAUGGGCAGUGCGAUCGCAAGAAGCGCGAAUCAACAGCCCCGGAAAUUGGGAGUAAAAUAUUUGGAGUCCCUUUUAAUGCUUUGCCCAAUUCUGUUGUACCAGAAUAUGGACACAUUCCAAGCUUUCUUGUGGAAGCUUGCACAUCUUUAGAAGAACAUAUUCAUACCGAAGGGCUUUUUAGGAAAUCAGGAUCUGUUAUUCGCCUAAAGGCACUAAAGAGUAAACUGGAUAACGGUGAAGGUGGCCUGUCCUCUGCGCUUCCUUGUGACGUUGCAGGACUUCUUAAACAGUUCUUUAGGGAGUUGCCAGAGCCCAUUCUUCCUGCUAAUUUGCAUGAAGCACUUUUCAAAGCGCAACAUUUAGGAUCAGAGGAGAAGAACACAGCCACAUUGUUACUUUCCUGCCUUAUGACUGACCAUACAAUUGAUAUAUUAAGAUAUUUCUUUAACUUUCUCAGGAAUGUUUCUCUUAGGUCCAGUAAGAAUAAGAUGAAUAGCAGCAAUCUUGCUGUAAUAUUUGCACCAAAUCUUCUUCAGACAAGUGAGGGACAUGAAAAGAUGUCUGCUAACACCGAAAAAAAGCUACGAUUGCAGGCUGCAGUGGUACAGACCUUUAUAGAUUACGCCUCAGACAUCGGGCGAGUACCCGAUUUUAUCCUGGAAAAGAUACCAGCUAUGUUGGGUAUUGAUGGUCUCUGUGCCACUCCAUCCUUGGAAGUCUUUGAAGAUGGUGACCAUGAAACCCCCAGUGAGUGCAAGAGAAAGCGAAGGCAAAGUGUUGGAGAUUUUGUUAAUGGAGCACUAAAUAAAUUUAAAUCCAACAGAACACCCUCUGUUACACCUCAGCAGGAUGGAACUGCCCAGCUAUCUGAAUCCCCAGUGAUUCUUACACCAAAUGCUAAGCGUAAACUGCCCGUAGAUUCUUCUCAUGGUCUCUCAAGUAAGAAAAUGAAGUCCAUCAAGCACAGUUUUAACUUUGAGCUGUUGCCAAGUAAUCUCUUCAGUGGCAGUUCUACACCAGUCUCAGUACAUUGUGAUACAAGUCCAGAAGGGUCAUCUCAGAGUUCACUGUCUCCUGUCGCUGUCAGUGGAAACCAUUUGGUCAGUGCAGGUGUGCUAAGGCGAAGUAAAAGAAUUGCAGGCAAAAAAGUUUGCAGGGUGGAAUCAGGAAAAGCAGGCUGUUUCUCUCCUAAAAUUAGUCGCAAAGAAAAGGUUCGAAGAUCUCUGCGUUUGAAAUUUAGCCUGGGGAAAAGUAGAGAUUCAAAUGGAUGUUCUGGUGUUAAUAGAUAUGAAAAUGUUGGUCGGAGACUUGCAAGUCAAGAAAGUUUAAAAAAUAGGAUUGAAUCUGUAAAAACAGGACUGCUUUUUAGCCCCGAUAUUGAUGAAAGAUUACCAAAGAAAGGUUCAGUAAAGAUCAGUAAAUCUGAGGAGAACUUAGUGACUCCAGAGCGACUGGAUGGAAGAAGGUACCGGAUGUCGUGGACAGGACUUAGCAAUUCGAGUUUUCAAGAAGUGGAUGCAGAUGAAGCUUCUCCGGGAAUGGGAAAUCUUAAAGUACAGAACUUUUCUCUGGAGCCUGAAAUUACAGUGGGAAAGUCACCUGAUGUACCCUAUAAAUUCUCCCCUUCCACUUCACACAGCAAAACCAACAGCAGUGUAACAGAAAGCUCCCUUAGUGGGGAUGAAAAUAACCUGACCUCAGAGACUUUGGUGAAGAUUCAGAAAGCUUUCUCUGAGUCUGGAAAUAAUCUUCAUGCACUGAUAAGUCAUAGGCAAUCAUCAAUAACUGAUAUGGAAAAAGAAAAAAUGAGUGAAAAUUCUUAUGUAGAGUAUAAAUCAGAGGAAAAUCUUGAAACUAAUGAUUUGACUGUGAGAGAAUCAGAGAAAAAUUGUGAAAACUCUGCUGUUAAAGAUGAAAGUUGUUCUUCAGAAAGAGACUUACCACAUCAAACUCAAAAGUUUGGUGGAGAAACAAUUAUAAAAUGUUACUCAGCUCAGAUGAAGGUAGAACACGAUGGAGACAUUCACUCAGAUGUACAAAAAGAUGAUUUAGUACAGCAAGAGAUCCCUAUUGCUGAGCAAAUGAAGGAAGGGCAGUCCCCGGAAGCUAAGCUACAUACUCAGUCAGAGGAGAAGAAUACAUUCGAUGAGAACUUAAUGAAAUGCACAGCUUCUGGGGAAGACGACCCUAAAUCCUCUUCCCCUCAGCAGAAUGCAUGUAAUAUAACAAACCUGUCAAAAUGUAGACCUGUGAGAAUCGCCAAACAGCAGUCACUGGUGGAAACAGGCAAUAAAACAGGUUCUGAAAGUGUAUGUGUGACAGGGUAUGGGAAGGUUUCAGACCACAUACAGUGGUUUAAUCAGCUUUCGUUAAAUGAAUCCAAUAGAACAAAAGCUAAGUCACCCCUUAAGUUUCAUCGUACUCCCGUCCGUCAGUCUGUGAGGAGAAUUAAUUCUUUGUUGGAGUAUAGCCGAAAACCUGUAAGGCAGAAGUUGACUUACCUUGGUGACACAGCUUCUCCUCUGGUUAAAUCAGUGAGUUGUGACAGUGCUCUUCCUUCUUGUGCAGAAAACACAUCAAAAGAACCCCCUGUCUUUAGUACCAAACUAGGUCCUAGAGAACAGAAGUUUGUAAAGAUGAAGAGGCAUCCAGAUUCUGGAAAUGCUACUCUUGGGUCUGCUACAGUUUGUAAGCAGCAGGUGAUACCUCAUGGCCAAGUUAAAGUUCCCCUGGAGGACCUGACCAAUUAUGAUACAUUAGCAUCUGCUGUGAAGAAGGAUGUGGGCAUUCCUCCUGGAAUAAAAACCAGGGUCCUUAGGAAACCAUCAGAAAGGGAAAGAGCUUGGUACAAAGGUUCUCCAAAAAAUCCUAUAGCAAAGGCUCAGCUACUGCCAACAUGUAAACCUAUAGAUUUGUAACUGGCAAAUGUUAUUCUUGUCAUGAGUAUAAAUAAAAUCAGCAGUUGGUGAUAGGACUUUGCAGAAUAAUGUACAUGUUAAACUUGUAGUGUAGGAUGAUUACUAAGCAACCGGUUUUUUUUGAAGCAUCUUCAUUUCUCUACACAUGUCAUUACUUUGUUUUUCUUAAUUAUGGUAGUAUUUAAACAAAAUUUUUUGUGAUUUCUUAAAGCAGAGGUUACAGAAAUUGUUGGCUGGGUUUGUAAAAAAACUUUUUAAAAAUAUAGCAUGGUUUUCAUUUUGGAUGUGUGAGAAAAAGUGAAGCCAAUUUUGUCUAUUUCUCCAUAUCAUGUAAGGUUUCUUGUAAAACCUAGUGUGCAAAGGGAAAGAGUAAGCCCUGCCAGUCUUGCCUUGAAUUAAAUUAAUGAUUGGUGUAUUUACCAAAUCCCUAGGAACUAAAGUGCUUUAAUAGUCUAUGCAUUACUCAUGUUUGAUGCAGAAUAGUUUGGUGCAGAUCUCCUGUGCCUGUAUAGUGUGUCCGCUUGAAAUAAACAAUAGCUAAAGCAGAAUGAUCAUGGAAAUGUGCUUUUACAGUGUAGAACUAAUUGAUUACUUUUAAGCCAUACUUUGUUCUUAAAGGUAAUUUGCACAAAUACAUGUGUUUUUUUUUUUUUGUCUGUUAUAGAAAUGAAAUUAUUUAAGGAAAAACUUGAAAAAAUAGUCAAGGUGAUUUUUUUUUUUUUUCUGUGCAGAUGCUUGACUUUAGAACUUGAAUAGUUGAUUCGUCUCUGUAUAUUGUACUCAGAUAAAAAAAUUAACGAUGGUCUUGUGUGUAAAUGUUAUUUAUUUAGUGAAGAUAUUAAAGAUAACUUUCUGGAAAAUGA